Molecule: messenger RNA, 345 nt
Organism: Tauraco erythrolophus (red-crested turaco)
Lineage: Eukaryota; Metazoa; Chordata; Aves; Musophagiformes; Musophagidae
Source: RefSeq, a predicted model, not a curated record
GGCUCUUCUCACCUGCCGCAGCAGCUGAAGUUCACGACCUCGGACUCCUGCGACCGCAUCAAGGACGAGUUCCAGCUCCUGCAGGCCCAGUACCACAGCUUGAAGUUGGAAUGUGACAAACUAGCCAGUGAGAAAUCGGAGAUGCAGCGUCACUAUGUCAUGUAUUACGAGAUGUCCUACGGGCUGAAUAUUGAAAUGCACAAACAGGCUGAAAUCGUCAAGAGGCUAAAUGGGAUUUGUGCGCAGGUUCUGCCCUACCUUUCACAAGAGCAUCAGCAGCAAGUCCUGGGAGCCAUUGAACGCGCCAAGCAGGUCACAGCGCCAGAACUGAACUCCAUCAUCCGU